AUGAACUCAUAUGUGAAUACAUGUUCUGGUUUGGAACUUACAGCAGACCAAUGCCAACGGUUGCUUCAGUUGUCUAGGGUAGAUAGUUCGGUCUAUCACUCUAGUUUCCAAAAGAUUCUGCACUGGUUCUACCAUGUGCAGCCGGAUUCUUCUCAAAGUGAAACGUUAGCCAUUAUUGUGGCUAAUAUUUUGCUACAUUCGUGUUCUAUACGAACUGAUGCAAAUCUUAACGCAACUCUUAUAAAAUGUGUCGAGACCAGCCUCUUUGAAAAUCCUUUCGAUUUACCCAGAUGGAGAAUAAUGUUCUUAUUGGCACAUUGUAAACCAACUUUGGCUCAUGAUGGCCAGGGUUCAGAUCUAGAUGACUCGGACCAGAAACAUCAUCAAAUUUUUAACAGAAUGUUGGCUCCACAGAGUUUCCAAACGAUGGUCACUUCCUUGACUAUGGAUCCAAAACGCAUUUCAAUUCUUACAGAAUUGGGUAAAUACUGGUACGCUUUGUGUUUCAACUACGGGUAUCUCUCUGCCAAUUCUCGAGUAUAUUGGUCUCUCUUCACCGAACUUAGUGGAAAACCAUACAACUCCGUGGCUGGAUUUCAAGAUUGUUUGAUCCAAUUUGGAUCCCUUUACCUAUUGCUACAUACUCAUAACCUGUCCGUCGAAAGAACCACUGUCAAUAGAUUCUUAUGCAUUUUCGAGGACAAGUUCAACGACUGGUUGCUACAAGCUUCAGAGGAAUUGUAUUGCCCCCUACAAGAACAUAGAUUACCUCAGAUCCUCAACAUCUUGGAGCUUUUGAUAGGGUACUCUUCUCCUCAACUAAGGCAAGAUAUCAGAACCUGUUUUGUCUCGCCACAUAACUCAUUCCAUUGCCCCUUCGUCAACUCCUCUUUCAUUAAGUUGAUCGAAUCACCAAUCAAUAAUAUCUCGAACACUACUACUUCGAUAUUAAAUCUUUUACAUCUUAGACACAACAGGGAAACUCACAGAUUGGAGCCUUUGCCUCCAGUUUCUCGUGAAUCUUCAGUGUGUUCUUCCAUAUCGCAUGAUUACAUCACCUACUCCGGACUACCCACGCCAUCGGCAAACACCACCACUGCAGCAUCAACUGUUAAUUCCAACUCUUCAAUGACUUCUAUCGCUGAGCAGGAUUCCGAGGCUGAUAAUUGGCCCGAGGAAGAACAACUCUUGGAAGCAGAGAAGAUCGGGGCCGCUAUCCAAAGGCUUAACGAGCUGGGCUUUGUUAAGAUGUCUACUGAAUGA
Messenger RNA from Kluyveromyces lactis, 1263 nucleotides. RefSeq lists its product as uncharacterized. Bases 1 to 1263 code for a protein of 420 amino acids. The record is from RefSeq and is a predicted model, not a curated record. NCBI's taxonomy places the organism in Eukaryota, Fungi, Ascomycota, Saccharomycetes, Saccharomycetales, Saccharomycetaceae. The transcript has a single exon.